ACGUCACGACGCAGUCACGCAGCCCAGAAUCACAUGAGUUGUUUCCCAGGAGACUUUAAUAUUCGACAUGGACGAGGACGGGCUCCCGCUCGUGGGGUCUGGAGUCGAUCUUACUACGGUUCCUGCUAUUCAAGAGAGGAAAAUCGUGGCCUAUCUUAACCAGUUUGUUGUACAUACAGUUCAGUUCCUGAAUCGUUUCUCCACAGUUUGUGAAGAGAAACUCGCAGGCAUAUCUCUUCGCAUACAGCAGAUAGAAACCACCCUAUGCAUUUUGGAAGCCAAGCUUUCCUCCAUUCCUGGACUUGAGGACGUCACAAUAGAUAGACUGAGUCAGCAGCAACCUACACAGACUAAUGGACCCACUCCAGCUAGUCAGAGCCAAGCAGAUGCUCCAACAGCAGCAAUGUUGCCACCUUCAGAGCCUGUUCAGACUGCACAAGAAUCUGCACAGACCCAAACCCCAGAAGCAGCUGCAGAGAAUGGAUUGACAGUUGCCAAAGACCCUCGUUAUGCUCGGUACCUGAAAAUGGUUCAAGUGGGGGUUCCAGUUAUGGCCAUUAGGAAUAAAAUGGUGAUGGAGGGUUUGGAUCCUAACUUGCUCGACUCGCCAAACGCACCUGUGCCUGAUGGAGGAAGCACAGAGGGUCAAGAUGUCGCUGCCACCAGCUCUGACAGUGAAUCAUCCUUCAGUGACUGAUGCGCCUCAUCUACCCUCAUCGCUGCAGAGCAUCUCGUGAAGGUCUGUGCUCAGAAAGAGCUGGAGGUUGCAACCUGCCAGUGAAGGAGCACCACCAAGAAGGUGCAGAUGUUAAACGCCUGGAAGAGUGAUUGUAAUUUCAGUGUGAAUGAGCUGAGAUGAUCAUUCAGACCUCAUAGAUUUAGAUGCAUCAUUAUUAUUCUUUUUUUAAAUAAUAAUAGUUUCCCUGUUGAUUAUGUAAUCAGUAGUCUUCAGGCAACACAGUAGCAUGUAGUUCCUCUACAAAAUUCUCGUAGUCUUUUGUAGUAACACUGUCAAUACAGUUUGAUGCCUUUAAGGGAUGCACACAUCAGCCUGGCUUUGUAUAUUUGAAUGUUAAAAACAUGUGAAUCACUUUGCUUAAUCCAGGCAGAGAAACUGCCCCAGUGACCUGGUUCCAGUGUUACAGUACCUGUAUAGAACCUGUUUGUCUGUCAAUCACGUUUGACUGCUCAUUAGCAGGACGCCACAUUUGCACUUGUCUGGCAUUCUGGAUGCUUGAAAUACCUGUUGGUCUACAUUUUAAUGUGCUGAGAAACAGAAGUAAAAGGUUUCAUCUUGCUUUGCAGAGUAUUGUGAGAGAUGCUUUUUGCUUUGUUUGUUAAUGGGUGGAAACAGUUGUUGUUUGAUUCGGAUCCAAAUUGUUGUUUGUUGAUUCAUUUACCUUUACAUGUAAAAUCUAACCCUAUCGACUCCACUUUGCAGAACAAACCUAAUUACAUGUCAACAAUCGGACUCAAUAAUAGUAAAAAACGGUUGUGCACUAACUCUUAAGUGAAUGGUUUACUAACUUACACUAAAAGAUAAAUUGGUGAGAAACUCCACGUUAGAAUAAACUGGUUCUAUUUUUUGUCAUCA
Messenger RNA from Betta splendens (Siamese fighting fish), 1594 nucleotides. RefSeq names its product WASH complex subunit 3 (gene washc3). The transcript is spliced from 8 exons. Gene Ontology annotation, biological process: actin filament polymerization; exocytosis. Lineage: Eukaryota; Metazoa; Chordata; Actinopteri; Anabantiformes; Osphronemidae. The record is from RefSeq and is a predicted model, not a curated record. The coding region runs from base 68 to 697 and encodes 209 amino acids. Gene Ontology annotation, cellular component: WASH complex.